Bacidia gigantensis is the source of this 1017-nucleotide messenger RNA. RefSeq lists its product as uncharacterized. The transcript has a single exon. Bases 1 to 1017 code for a protein of 338 amino acids. The record is from RefSeq and is a predicted model, not a curated record. NCBI's taxonomy places the organism in Eukaryota, Fungi, Ascomycota, Lecanoromycetes, Lecanorales, Ramalinaceae.
AUGGCGAGGCCGCGAGUCCCAAUCGCCAGGCUUGAAAAGUCCGACAGUAUGAUUGUGCAUCUUGGAGAUCGCGAAUCAAGCGACGGUAGAUUCCUCAAAUACAUCGACAGAAGAUAUCCCGAAUCGCUUGCGGUAAAAGGAAGUCAUAUGGGGCCGGCGCAAGAAGGGCUAGCUCUGAGAAGUCGAGAAUGGUGCAAGACAUUGAAAACCACUGCACAGACCGUCCCAACCGACACUAUAUUCCGAGACGAUUUGUUCCAUGAGACCUGUUUUGCGCUGCAGGACAGGAACAAGGCAAGAGUUGCACAAGAUAUUGGUCGCUUGAUUGUCCCCUCCGCAGAGACAUUAGCACAGUAUGGAGCGACGCAACUCAACAAUUUGAUCGAAAAUAUCAACGAACGUUGGUCUGCUGCGAUUUCGUUCGAAGGCCCACUUCCCCAGCCGGAUUACGCAGUUGGAUUCCGGCCCUCUGCUUUCUCAGCAGAGCAAAUGAAGAGGUUGCACCCUUUACUCGGAGACCCUUCCACCGACGCCUCAUUCUUUGGCGCCACAUCUCAAAUGCUCCUCCCAUUCUUGACAAGUCGAAUGACAUCGGGUGCCGAAGUCUUCGAAGCCGCCGAUCGAAAGAAUGCGCACGAUAUGACUGUCGCAGUCAGAGGUGUUGUCGAGUUAUUCCGCGUAGCAAAUCGCGAGGCCGAGAUCAACCGGGAAAUUCUCGCUUUCUCGGUGUUGAUUGAUGGCAGCCAUGUCACAUUGUAUGGGCAUUACGCCUUGAUCAAUGGUCCAGGAACAGCGUAUUAUCGCCACACUAUCGAUGUGUUUGAUUUCGCCGCUGACGAUGGCGCAAACAAAUGGACAUCGUAUAAAUUUGUCAAGAAUAUUUAUGAGCUUUGGAUGCCCAUGCAUCUGAAAAGGAUCGCGUCAGCGAUUGAUCAGAUCCCAUUGGGGAUCGAGUUCUCUACCGGUCGAUUUCAAGCACCCAUUACGCUUGGGCCUCCGUCCUCUCACAGUAAAUGA